Molecule: messenger RNA, 1639 nt
Organism: Diabrotica virgifera virgifera (western corn rootworm)
Lineage: Eukaryota; Metazoa; Arthropoda; Insecta; Coleoptera; Chrysomelidae
Exons: 3
Coding region: 96-839 (247 amino acids)
Source: RefSeq, a predicted model, not a curated record
AGUCUAAAGAGGGAUUGUCAAACUAUUUAUGCAUAUCACACUUUUAUUUUUUUAAUAUUAUCAGUGUCAUUCUCGUUUCAUAGUGUCAAUUGAAAAUGUGGGUACGGUGCUUCGUUUCAGUGCUUUUCCUCAUAAAUGUCUUUCAUUCAGGAACCAGCAUACCCAAUCCCUCCUUGUACAAUCUCCCAAGGGCCAUUUUCAGCUUGGCCGGCUCAGCAUCUGCUUCAUCUUCAUCAGUAGACACUUCUGAAUCCGCAAAAUUUACGAAUAUUGUGGAUUAUCACAAAAAAGAAGAAAAACGACAACAACUGCAGACUGAAAAACGAAUAGGAGAAGACGACGACAUUUCUGAUGAUCCUGCAGAGAAAGAAGAAAAUGAAGCUUCACCGAGUUUCCUGCAAAAGAAAGUUAAUAAGAUCUUAGCGAAAAUCCAACUCUUUUCCACUUUUUCUGAUUCUUCUGCAACGCAAGAUUUAGAAGUAGAAGAAGAAACGAAAAGCAACUCAACAGAAGAGACACCUAAAUCCGACGUCAUAAUAGACUUUGGUGACUUUCCGUCUCCCACACCCAAAGUAGCAGGAUCCCAAAAAGUUGUUGUUCCAGCAGAAUACGGAGCGCCUCUAAGACUAACCUGGGACAACAACGACGCUGAGAAUAUAACAGAUAUUGAACAUAUCAUCAAUCCGAACUGUACGCAUAUAGAGAGUACGAAUAAACUGGGCCAAAUAGGGGUAUACUUCGCAGAAUUGUUCGGAAGUAUUGUAGGACUGGCGUACGGUGCAAUGGCGCAUAUAAAUAAUGCUUUGACAGGUCAAAACAAACCAGAAACAACGAUUUAAAAGAUGUAUAGAUAAUAAUUUUUGAGCAUAGAUCCCUACUUCCCUAUUUGUCGGUCUUGUGCGGUCGGGAGUGAGUCUCACUCCCAUUUUCUCCAGAUCUUCUUUGAUUGCAUCUUUCCACCUUUUUCUAGUCCGUACUACAGAUCUUCUUCCAUCUAGUCUUUUCGAAAACACAUUGUUUAUAAGGCGAUUGCUAUUACUGCGUAUCACAUGUCCUGCCCAUAUUAGCCUAUUGGUCUUUAUAUCUCACUAGAUUUUUCUUUCUGAAGAGAAACUAACUCGUUGUUACCUCCUUUUUUAAUUAACUUGGCAUCAAAAUUGUCUAGACUAGGCAUUGUCUAGGCAUUUCUAAUUUCUUCUAGGCUUGAUGGGAAGUAUUUCUAUUUCGACCGUUUGAUACUCAUUUUUAAUUGCUUUCGUCAGUGACAUUCUGAAUUUCUUUAAAAUAUUCAACCCAUCUUUCUAUUAUUUCUAUUCUAUUAUCGGCAGUGAGAAUUCUCCAUUUUUCUCUCUCACGCGAUUGGGUGUCCUUAUAUAGGAGCCUUCCUAAUGUUGUCUUACCUCUCUGUAGAACGUUUUACUUUGAUUUUGUCUAUGUUUCUUCUACCUUUUUAAUUUUUUAUUGUAGAUAUUAUCUUUUUUGCCUCAGUGUUUCUCUCUGCCUCUCUUUCUCUCUCUCUCUCUCUCUCUGUCUCUCUCUACCUGUUGAAUUUUGUACGUUUUUCGUCUAAUGAGUUCGACAUAGAAUCCAUUUUUUUUGUUUGUUUCUUUUGGGUCUUCUUUUAUUCUUCGUCGAACCA